AGGUGAAGGCCUGAUUUUCUGCUAGAAUCAUAUCGCUUACAGCAAGCAGAUUUAGAGGACAUCGCCUUGAGUAGUCAAAUGCCGUCUUAUAGAGAAGAUAAAGCAGAGGACAUACUCAGAAUAAUAAGAAUUCGUACAAAUAAGUAGUGGAAACAAAUUGCACAUUAUAUGUACCUUUAUGCUCUGUAGGAUAAUGAGAUUCCUGGUUUUACCUACCCACGGUCGAAAAGUUAGCUGAAAUGGCAAUGUAUUUAUAAGAAAGUCCACGUUUAGCAAACUUAUAAAUCUGUCAACUUCUUCCCAUUAUGUGGUCCUCCCAAAGCCAGCCAGACAUGGCCCUCAUAGGGGUGAAAUCGGUUCUGAGCCCGAGGCCAUUCUCUGCACCACAUACCAUGGAGAGCUUUUCAGCCACAGGCCACUUAGGUCCCGUGCCACAUAGAAGAGAAAAUGGCGCAGACGACUCCGAGUCGGAUUCCUACGAACUGGAGAGCGAACACGGUGAAAGCUACAUAGACGAGACUGCUAGUCUCAGCAGCGACCAGCUGGAGGAGGCGAGUAAGGGAUCCACAGACCAGUCGAAAGCAAGCAUAGAUUACGGCAGCUUCGAUUGUGGCUCGGGUACUGAGAGCAACAAUGGAGACAUUGGCUGUGGAGAAGAUGCGAGUUCGUUCAACGCUGCUCUCAGGAAAGGGGAGGACAGUGUCCCUCCUGGAAUUCACAGGCUUAGGAACUUAAACUCGAAAGACUCGGCAUUCGGGUCAAGUACAGAGCAGAAACCGCCUUCUCUUGACGAUCAGGCCACAGACUCACUCUCUGAAGGGGCUAUAGACGAUGUCCAAAACACUUGUGCCUCUGAGAACGAGAGUCAUGAUUCCCAGUAUAAACGUUUGAAUCCAAACAACAGCGCCACUGAGAGCCAGAGUAAUGAUUCUCAAGACAAACAUACAUUGAAUGCUAAAGAUUCAAACCAAGACACGAUCAAGGAUGUAGAUUUACCAAGUAAUGAAGGAGAGACAAUGGAUAGAGGUUCAACGUUAAAGUCAGAGAGUUUAACUAAGAAAAACUAUUCUAAAAAUGGCUACCAUGAAACUGUCUUGCUGCAAUCACAGGCCAGCUACCGCAGACCCCUCAUUCCCCCAUCCAUCAUCACAUUUGACCUUUCAACCGACCAGGAAGAAGUGCUUAUCCAACCAGCCGAGAGCCUUCAGGAGACCGUCGACAAGAAGAUCCUGGAAGCCCAGAAGACGGGUCACCUCGAUUUGGCGAACAUAGGUCUACCUUUCAUCCCCUCAGCCAUUCUGCUCUCCGAGAGCUCCAUGAUCCACCGAGUGAGUCUACAAGACAACGGCCUCGUAGAAUUACCCGGGGCAGCAAUGGAACACCUCACUAGCGUGACCUGGCUUGACCUGCGCUACAACGAGCUGCGAGCUCUACCAUCGGAGAUAUCACACCUCACUCGCCUACAGGUCCUUUUGCUUCAGGGAAACCGCCUGACUGCUCUGCCUGUCGUCUUGGGAACGCUGACGGAAAUAACCACCUUGCAGGUAAGCGACAACCCUCUGAGCUUCCCGCCACGUGACGUCAUCAACGGCGGCACGAGAGCCAUUUUGAGCUUUCUGAAGAGCAAGUGUCCGAAGGGAGAGAAACCUCCUACGACGAGCUCCUCGUCUGCACCUCGGAGGAAGGCGAAAGAGGAGGGAGGAGAUGAGGAUGAGGAGGAGGAGGAGGAAGAGGGGAGGGGGGAGACUCCUUCUCAGGGAAAUCACAUGCGGAGGAGAUCGAGCUACGCCAGUCAUCUGAGAAGGAGAAAUUUCGGGCAGCGGAGUCAGCCGAGCGAAAACGUCGACGAGGUCAAAGUCGUCCCUGGGGUUGAAAUACGCAGGGAAGAAGAAGAAGAACAGGUAGAAGAAGAUGAAGAAGAAGAAGAAGAAGAAGAAGACGAAGGAAGAGAAGACGAUGGAAAAGAGAAUAAGAUGUGGGAGAGUGACAGUGAACAUGAAGAGGAAAUGGCUGCAAUGUCAGAAACCACAGACGAGAUGGCAGGCAGCGAAGGUCAUUACAAGCGCCAACGCCCAUAUAGGAGCUCCUCCACUAGCGCAGCUUCUAGCAUGCGCUACCUUUCCGCGUCCCCAAACAGCCUCCAAAUAGCCAUUAAGGAUGGGAGAGAAACAUCAGACCACUUGAACUUCAGAGAAGCCCUGGACAGCGGUCGGGACACUCUGGGCAGACCCCCCAGUCCCAGUUCGCCUUGCCUUCUGACGCCAAACAUCGAAUUUCCCAGGAGACCCCAAUACGACUUGACGGCUGAGCAAAGCCUCGAGGACGAGUGCCCCUUCAAGGACGAGAACUGUCCCUCCUGGACCUGCGACUGUUUUAAGAACUCGUCUCCACUAUCCAAAGACAAAUUGAAGGUCAUUAACAAACUGCCCGACGAAGCCAUUAAGCAAAGACUUCUCAACAGCAUGACGGGAGGUCAAGGUCAGUUUUACCUUCACCAGUGCAUGAUGUUAAACGACCCUCAAGGGAGACAGAGCGCCGCCGCUCAUCGGAGAAGCCUCCACUUACGCCUCCAGAAGGACAACAUUGAAAUUGAGGACGACCUCGAGAGUUUGGAGGGCGACAUCGGAGAAGGAUAUCGACGACCUCACAGCGAGCCUGUGGGGGAUAAGGAGAAGGAGUGCCACAGACAGAUGAGCGCCGAGACUGUGCUGCCCUUACCCAUCGUCAGCCUACAGCUGCCGAGCCCUCACGAUCUGCGAGGCGGGGGCUGCUCCGGGAAAAGAUACAGAAGGCCCCUGGCUAGAAGGACGGGCUUAGACGGACUUCGAAAGAGUAAACAGGGAAUGGCGACAAGGAUGAACGGCAGGGAUGUACAGAAACCUAAGCUGGUGACGGUCAGCGAAGUCCACAGGAGAGCCAGGGAAGAACGCCGGAGGCAGAGAGAGAAACUCGCAGCAACGAGAGAAAUGGUAGCGAGACAGAGACUAAAGAGCGACGAAGAGCUGGAAGCCUGGAGAGAUGAAGCGAGAGAAAUGCAAAUGAGGCAACAGCAGCAUUACAGUUUGCAUCCAGAUUUAUUUUUGCCCGCCGUCUGCGAGGCACCUUUCGCUAUCGAUGGCACUACCCUUACGCCCAGGGCACGUGCAAAGAUAAAGCCGAGAGACCACAAACGAUCGUCGAGUCCUUCCGUGAGCGACGUUUCUGGAGUCUGCGCAGGAGUUCGCAAGUGCCUGGACGAGCUCAGCGACUCGAGCAAGGGCACAAACUCCAAGCACCACGUCGGCGGGGGGGAAGGAAGGGCGUUAUCCCACACCGCUUCCCUGGUGCACCAGCUGAGCCACCUGAGGCGUCAGCUCAACCGCCUGCGGGUUAACUACGUCAUUUAAUGAACUUGUGAAUUGUGUCAAAUAUUGCGCCCACGUCACAGUUAGAUAUGUCAUGAAAGCAUGUUGGGAACUUGUGGAAUACAUGUCACAAACAAGUUGAACAUAAAUUGCCAACUUGUGAAAUACAUGUCACAAACAAGUUGAACACAAGUUGUCAACACAAGUUACCAACUUAUGAAAUACAUGUCACAAACAAGUUGAACACAAGUUGCCGACUUAUGAAAUACAUGUCACAAAUAAGUUGAACACAAGUUGGUGACUUAUGGAACACACUUCCAAAACAACUUGAUUACAAGUUUACAAAUUUUUGGCAGUUCUAACAAAUGCUUCAUAAAGACUUCGGCAAUUUGUGUAACACAUCCCCAACAAGCUGAAUACAAAUCAAUGACUCUUUUGUAAUUCUAACCAGUGUACUUCAUUCUCCAUUCACGUUCGUUGACUUGUCCUCAAACUGUUUGCAAUACAUAGGCAAUAUGUUGCCGACGCGUGUUCAUGACAUAUUUUACUGCAGUGUGGACACUAUCAGAUGCAAAGACUCCCAAUACAAUUUUCAGUCGAUAUAAAGUACAGAAAAUGCAAAAAUGGAAAGCAAAGACCGAACAUUCAUGAAAGCUUAAACUGGGUCCAUACAAUGCCAAAUUAAGCUGCGAGUACUUGGGCAUAGUUUGGGCACUGCGCAGCUUUCUCUGUAUUAUUUUUGUGAUGCUAGAACUCUCAUGACCAGAGACUUUCUCUAUCACAGCAAAAGAUAAAAGAGGGAUGCUGGAAAAUAAAUUUAUAAAUAGAUAAUAAAUAAAAGCCAUAUUCAGAGCAUGCAGGGCUGGAGUAGUGCCUGCCUUUUCUCUUCAGUAUUUGAAACUGUAAAGAUUAAAUCCAGCCAUUUGCGUCAACUUAUUCACGCAGAAAAUGCAGUGCUUCAAGCAGCGUGUGUUUCAAAACGCUUGAAAUCCUGAUGUGCUGAGUGUUUUAAGCUAUUAUUACACGGUUUGAAACCCGUAGGAAGGCACUCUGUAGGCUUUCAGUAACUGUGGCAGCGUCAAGGAUAGGUAAACGAGUGAUUCGUUCAUUCAAAAGAAUUCUACAGGUGUAAUAUAAAAAAUCUCACAUAGCCUUGGCUUGUGGGCAUCAUUUACGCUACCUACUGCGUUUCCCAGCCCAGGUGUGGCCCCUUCAGUGAACUAACUACCAUGUAGGCUGAAUAAUUCACGACUUUGUCGACAGGGGCGCAAAAGAAUCGAACAUGGCGGGCCUAAACCGUUUCGACUCGCUUGGAAUCGAAACCGUGACAUUUUGCUGGAAAAGUGAACAAUUCAACCGGAAUUCAAUCAAAGUUCUGUCAUAUAAGACAAAGUUUAGACCAGAAUUGACAUUCUGAGUUCCUGGAAGAACUGUAGAGUAUGAAGUAGUUCAUGUGCAAUGAAAGUGUUAUAAAUAGUUCAGAUCACGCUAGUUCGAAAAUGGACGCCUACAAAUAUAUGGUUGUUUAAUAAAAACUUAUUAUCACCAUGACGCAAUAGAAAUCAACCUAAUUUAUACAUGUUAAUGAAAGAAAAUUAUGCAGAAUCUUUUUUUAUUAUUAUUACUGUUAUGUUUGGACAACAGCCCUUGCCAGCUGAAACGUUUGUAGCAAAAAAUUAAGAUUUGUUUUCCUUACAAACAAAUGCAUUAGUACGGUUCUAUCUAUCAUAUGUGUUUACAAAUACAGAUGAAUGCCCCGAGAAGAAGAAAUAUGCUAAAUAUAAAAACUAACACUCAACUAUCAAUGUGAAUCUAGUACUGAUAUAAACAGUGGCACACUUAUCAUAUGCGAAAAGAAAUUUUGGAAAAAAAAAAAUUUUCCUCAGUGAUUUGUGCUUCGAUUACUGGUUGCCCUGAAUAUGAAAUAAAUAAGGUUUUUGUUAUUUUCUUUGUUCUGUUUUCCUUGUUUCGAGGACAAAUUUGUCUCUUGUUAGUAUCUUAUGCCUCCACUGUACGAAGGUUAGCUCAGCCUGAAUAAAUUACAAAAAUAAAUAAAAAGCAAACAGAAAAGUUAUCCAAUCCUAAGAUAAAAUGAACGAAAAUAUUAGCUAAUAAAAGAAGAGGCCAAUUAGCUACAAAAUUUUACAUAAAAGCUGUCUUGAGCUGCCUACUAAUUUAAAAAAUAAAAAUAAAUAAACAAAUAAAUACGUGUAUGGACCGUACUUGGACGAGGGUCUGCUGACAUGAGGCCACUUAACCAAUGCAA
This is a messenger RNA of Macrobrachium nipponense, 5610 nucleotides long. RefSeq lists its product as uncharacterized. The record is from RefSeq and is a predicted model, not a curated record. Bases 306 to 3386 code for a protein of 1026 amino acids. Gene Ontology annotation, molecular function: protein binding. The transcript is spliced from 9 exons. NCBI's taxonomy places the organism in Eukaryota, Metazoa, Arthropoda, Malacostraca, Decapoda, Palaemonidae.